Molecule: messenger RNA, 2445 nt
Organism: Serendipita indica DSM 11827
Lineage: Eukaryota; Fungi; Basidiomycota; Agaricomycetes; Sebacinales; Serendipitaceae
Source: the annotation of a GenBank genome assembly
AUGAACAAGAACUCCGUGAGCUUACAACUAACGGAGCCCGUCAUUUUCCUGCGCACCGGCUCCGAUUCGUCUUCACAGUCCCGUCGCAGAAGAGCCGGUAGAGCAGAAUACCCGCCUGCCCUUUUACGAGGACUUCUCACGCUCAAGAUUGUGAAACCAACACGUAUCAAGAGUAUAGACGUCAUUUUAGAGGGUUCUGCACGCACAGACUGGCCAGACGCCGGCAAUGGCAUCGCUGCUCGUCGAAUGGAAAUCGCCGAAGAAAAGGUCUUUCUCCACUCGAAGAUUGUCCUCUUUCAUGCCGAACAGCAGAAACGUUCGAGGACAGUCGGACCCGGCUCGCUACUCGAUGAACGCCGACCAUAUCCAGCCCAAUCCACGUCGCCGACAACGGAAGUAGGCGCUGAAGUCGAACAAGCAAGAGGCAGGACAAGUCGUCGAGAAAUCAGUGACUCUCAAGGACCGCAUCGUCCCCCACUCACGACGUUCAACAGCUGGGAUGAACACUUGCCCGUCAUCGGAGAACGGACGGGGGAACAAGGCCUAGACCCGGAUAGCCAACGACCUGGAAUGUCAUCUGACUCAGUUCUGGUAGGCUCAUCUAUGCCAGAGCCAAGAGUAGCACCUACGAAGCGUCCAACAACUGUAGAUUCUACAUUGGACCGCGCUCGGCGGAGAAGAUCAGCUCGGCUCAGUCUCUCUGGCAUGUUACAGGACGUUCGCGAAAUCGUACAAAAACACCCGAAUCGGCACAAUGUAGAAAGUGAGAGCAUUCUCAUUUCGUCACCAGUAGAACGGCAAGAAACGUGUGAUGAGGUCCCAGAUCGUCGCGGCCGAAGUCGAGCUCGAAAAGAUAAAGGCGCGUUAGCACGCCUUGGGGAGGCAUUGGGCAUCGAUAUGGACGAUGACGGGGAUACGGAUGAUGAUGAUACAAGCUGGAAGGAAUUCAAACCCGGAACGUAUCAUUAUCCCAUUUCGUUUUCGCUGCCUUCCGACCUACCCCCAAGCAUCGCAGCGGACUAUGCAUAUGUACAGUAUAAGCUCAAGGCCUAUGUACACAGACCAGGAACCUUUACCUCCAAAUUAUCAACGUUCACCAUGGUCGAAUUGAUUUCGGCGCCCGCAGAGGACAAUGCCGAAGGAGAUGCAGUUAUCAUUGAGAGGCAAUGGGAUAUGGAGUUGCGAUAUCUCAUUUCCACCAGCGGUCGUAAUUUCCCUCAAGGAAGCGAGAUACCGUGGCAUAUUCAAUUGAUGCCCCUAUCUAAGAUGAAGCUCCACCGUAUAACUUUCGUUUUGGAAGAGAAAACCGAAUACACUGUGAAUAGCCUGACCCGAACGGAACCAGUCAGACGGUUCCAGUUGCUUUGCAUCCGACAUCCGCAGUCUUUAUCCAAUCUGAAAACGGUGGCUCGGAACGCCCCUCCGCUGUUGCCGAUCUUACCACAAUCUUCUAUGGAUAACUCAUCAGAGGCUGUCUUACUUCCAUAUGCCGACCCACCCCCUACACUUCUCAGCGAAUCAAGUGCGAGUGAGCAUCAAGCAGAGGCACUUGCUCACCUCUUGAAUGUGGACGGACCUUGGCACCUCACAGGUAUGCUGAAGGUGCCACUGCUAUAUCUUCAUGUUUCACACAAGCAUCCUACCUCGUUCGUAACCCUCAAGCAUUCGCUCAAGAUUUUCCUGCGCGUUGAAAGGGGUGAAGACGACGUCGAUCCAAAAACGGGUCGCAAGAAGCAAUUCGAUAUCAUCAUCGAAACCCCUAUCAAUGUACUCUCGAAAUACACGCGUUCAGAUUGGGCAUCAUUGCCUCCCUACGAAGCACUUGAGCCGCUUCCUCCAUCGGAGCAUGACUUGCCCCAAGAGGUUCCGACCGUUAGUCGUGAAUCCAGUCGGAGCGACUUAGCAGCUAUGCCUCUCUCGCCCGUGGUAUCCCCCGCGCAUCCUUCCCGACCGCCCUCUCCCGUAUUUCACCCACAUCCGCUCACUCCUCUCAGUCUCUCCCCAAAUACGACGCGUACGGCGGAAAGUCCACGUCCCUCUUCUGCAGGCCCAAGCACACCCAACGAUGCGAUUGAAGAUGCGCAAAGGGACUCGCGCGUGUUUGCUGCCCACCGUUUUGCAAGUCUAAUGGCUGGGUUUGAAGAUGAGGGAGGUCAAUUCCCUCCGACCUAUUUCGCGGCCACGGGUACACCGGGUACGACCGCGCAAUCAGCCCCUCUUAGCCCAUGUACAACUAUGCACUCCUCUUCGCAGCUUCCUCAGCUUGUUGGUAGUGGGCGAGGCUCCCCACGUGGGCAGAGCGCCAGAAGACAAGCGACAAGAGGGACGACUCCAUCAAACUCGCGUAAUGCUUCGAGGAAUCCGUCAAGAGUGCGUGAUAAUGGAAGCAGAAACUCGAGUCGAGGACCCGACCGUGGUCCGCCUGCACUCUUCCAAAUUGUAUAG